Molecule: messenger RNA, 1023 nt
Organism: Cylindrotheca closterium
Lineage: Eukaryota; Bacillariophyta; Bacillariophyceae; Bacillariales; Bacillariaceae
Source: the annotation of a GenBank genome assembly
AUGAUGCAAGUCCCUUCGGGAAUGCAGCUCAUGCAGAUUCCAACCCAAGGUGGCGGCACUGUGACUGUCCCUUACUCAAUGAAUGCUAAUGGUGAAAUUGCGUUCAGCAGAAUGCAACUCGGCCAUCAAGGAUUCAGUGGUUCUCAAGUGCGCCAAGGAUUCCAUGCAACUCAAGCUCAAACUCCGCAGGUUGUGAAGACUGGCUAUUUCAAUACGACUACUCUUGAAGAUCCAAUCAAACUCUUGAAACAUAUUGAACAAUGCAUGAAGAAGAGUGCUGAUGUUGAGUAUGACUUCUUGGAUUUCUGGGAAGCCAACCAAAAGUUCUUUGCCAUGAAACAAGGAACAAACGAAAACUUGAUGCAUUUCAAGGAACAAUCCUUGAGACAGGCUGAAGUCCUGCAAGAUCAAUAUGGCGUUGCCUGGUUCCGAAAUUUUGCAGUCAAGACCACAGCGUAUGCUGCUAUUGCUAGCACCGACACUGCUGCUCAAGACAAGUUCAAGGAUGAUAUCUUUGAAGCCGUUCUUGCAACAGGAUUUCUAUGCAACUGCAAUCAAAUGAGAACAGCUCCUUUGAUGCUGGAUCUUCAGCCAAACUAUUGCAGGGAAGUGGAUUACCAUCCAAAGACGGAAAAGACCAACCAAAGAAAGGCAAAGGGAAAGGGAAAGGAUGGAAAGAAGAAGGCAGCAUGUUAUGUAUGUGUCAAUGAAGACCAUAUGUCUCCAAAAUGCCCAGACAGACUGCUUCCAAAGAUCCAAUGGAAGGAUCCUGAUCAGUAUGUUGAUUAUGGGACAAAGCUUAAUCUAAAUCAGAUUGGAGCAACAGUCCCAGCUACAGUUCCUGGAGCUUCUCCAGUGACAAGUAUUGUCACAAGUGGAGCAUCAAGUGUUGCCAGAAGCGUUAACACACCUUUGCGACUUGCUGGUACUACAGGUGGUCAGCAGAUGAUGCAAGUUCCUCCUGGAAUGCAGCUAAUGCAGAUCCCAACUCAAGGUGGCGGCACUGUAACUGUGCCUCUAUGA